Molecule: messenger RNA, 1472 nt
Organism: Saccostrea cuccullata (small rock oyster)
Lineage: Eukaryota; Metazoa; Mollusca; Bivalvia; Ostreida; Ostreidae
Product: adenylyltransferase and sulfurtransferase MOCS3-like
Exons: 12
Coding region: 77-1447 (456 amino acids)
Biological process (GO): protein urmylation; tRNA wobble position uridine thiolation
Cellular component (GO): cytoplasm; cytosol
Molecular function (GO): thiosulfate-cyanide sulfurtransferase activity; adenylyltransferase activity; URM1 activating enzyme activity
Source: RefSeq, a predicted model, not a curated record
UGAAGUCGAAAGUGGAACUCUUUUGUGAUGGAGGGUUAUUUUGUAUAACUUCCGUGAUAAACAAAAAACGUGUUUGAUGCUGAAAGCAAGUGCUUUUAUCAUUGGGUAUGAAAUGGAAGAGGAAAUACAGAAGUUAAAGAUACAACUUGAAUUAAAAGAGCAAGAAAACAGACGAUUAAAGGAGUUAUUGAAAAUCCCAAAUGCAUAUCCAAGUACAUAUGAUGUAAAACAAGAGUCAAGGACAUCUUUAACAAAUGCAGAAAUUGGAAGAUACAGCAGACAGUUAAUCCUCCCAGAGAUUGGUGUUCAAGGACAGCUGAAGUUAGCUAAUACCUCUGUACUGGUGGUCGGGGCUGGGGGCCUGGGGUGUCCAGCAGGUAUUUACCUUGCAGCAGCUGGAGUGGGAAGGAUAGGCAUCGUAGAUUAUGAUGAAGUAGAACUGUCAAAUUUACAUCGCCAGAUUCUCCAUUCUGAGGGAAAAGUCGGAGUGGCUAAAUCCUCCUCUGCUGCUUCAGCAUGUAGUCAGCUGAAUUCCCUUGUGCAGUGUGUACCCUACAGAGUACAGCUUGACAGCUCGAAUGCUUUACAGAUCAUUAAGAACUAUGACAUUGUGUUGGAUGCCAGUGAUAAUGUAGCUACUCGGUAUCUACUGAAUGAUGCCUGUAUUCUGUGUAAGAAACCGCUGGUGUCGGGAAGUGCCCUACGAUUUGAAGGACAGUUAACAGUUUAUGGUUAUAAAGAUGGUCCCUGCUAUAGAUGUUUGUACCCCAAACCCCCACCCCCUGAAACUGUCACAAACUGCUCUGAUGGAGGGGUGCUGGGAGUCAUACCUGGAAUAAUUGGAAGCAUACAAGCCCUGGAGGCCAUUAAAAUAGCUUGUGAAAUGGGAUCCUCAUUUUGCCAAAAAAUGCUUUUGUUUGAUGGCCAGGAAGGAACAUUUAGGACUAUCAAACUGCGAUCAAAACAGCCCUCAUGCAUUGUAUGUGGAGACUAUCCAGAAAUUACAGAAUUGAUUGAUUAUCAGCAGUUUUGUGGUUCUCGGGCAGAUGAUAAGGAGAAGUCUUUGCACCUUUUAGAAACAGAGAACAGAAUCACUGUACAGGAGUACAAGCAGAUUCUAGACUCCCGACAGAAGCAUGUAUUGAUUGACGUUAGGAUGCCAGUAGAAAUGGAGAUCUGCAAGCUACCCACCGAUACUUAUAAUUUACCAAUAAACUGUGUGGGAAGAGAGGACAGUUUAGCUAGCCUGAAAAGUCACAUCCAAUCUAGAUCAGCUGGUCAAGAGUUUUUUCCUGUUUAUGUUGUCUGUAGAAGAGGAAAUGAUUCACAAAUUGCUGUACAGAAACUCAAGAACCAUUUUAAAUCAGACUCCAUUCAUUUUAAAGACAUUACAGGUGGACUUUAUGCAUGGGCAAAACAUAUAGACACCAAUUUUCCUGUUUAUUAAUUCAAAUAAAAAAUAUAAAACAAAA